AUGGACAUUAGAUUGUUCUAUGGAAGAAAAGAGCAGGAUCCGCAUGUUAGGCAAAUCCCAUCUGACAGUGAGGAUAGUGAGAUAGACAGCAGUGACAGUGAGGAGGAGUGCAAUGGAGAAAAAGACACUCUAGAUACCAGUGAGCAUGAAGAUGAAGACACAGAUGAAGAUGACAGUCUGUCUGAAGAUGACAGUAGUUUUUCCAAGACCCCUCGAUGGAAAAUGUGUCACACCACUGCCUCUCCAGUACACCCUGAAUGGUUACUCGUCCCUCCAUCAGCCGAUGAAAUUCUGUCUCCAUACCAAUAUUUCAAAAGUCUUCCCUCCGACAACUUCUUUGAGCUUACUGUUAAUGAGUCAAACCUGUACAGCAUCCAGUGCAAUCCUGCUAAUCCGCUUAACCUUACUGUUCAAGAACUUGAACAGUUCUUUGGCACUCUGCUCCACAUGUCGUUAUUUGGUCUUCAAGCCACCCGCAUGUUUUGGAGCCAAAGUAGCUGUAUUGCACAUGUUGUUGAUGUGAUGCCUCUUGCACAAUGGGAGACUAUCAAAAUAUUUCUCCAUUUCAGUGACAACAGUUGUCAGCCCACGAGAGAUAUGGCUGACUAUGAUGAGCUAUACAAGAUUCAACCUCUCCUAAAUCACAUCCUUAUCAAGCUGAAACAACUUCCUAUGCGUGAGACAUUGAGUGUGGAUGAACAAAUGGUGCCAUUUAAAGGCAAGAGCAGAAUUAAGCAGUACCUACUCAGUAAACCAAGAAAAUGGGGUUACAAAAUACUGGUCCUUGCUGGAUCAAAUGGCGUUCCACACAAUUUUGAAGUUUAUACUGGGAAAGCUGUCCAUCCACCUGAGCUUCCAGAUAUAGGGGCAAGUGGGAAUGUAGUACUGCGCCUGGCAGAACCAGUACUGACGAAAAGGAAUUUCAAGCUGUUCUUUGACAGCUGGUUUAGCUUAGUCCCACUGAUGCUCGUGCUGUCCCAGCAAGGCAUCCACUUUCUAGGUACGGUGUGCUCUAAUUGCUUGCCAGGAAGUUCCAUGAUGCCAGACGCUGAUCUGAAAAGAUUUUGCUGUGGGUCCUUCCAGGAAAAAACGGCCUAUGUUCGAGAUACCCAGCUGCAUGCAGUCAAAUGGUAUGACAACAGGCCAGUCACCCUCCUCAGUAGCUACGUAGGUGCUCAACCUGUAUCCCAUGUCGACAGAUGGAACAAAGGCCAAAAGAAAACCAUCAAGGUCUCAUGCACUGCAGCAGUAUCCACAUACAAUCAGCACAUGGGAGGUGUCGACUUGGAUUCACUGGAUUCACUGAUUGAUUUAUAUCGCACCAACAUCAGGUCAAAGAAAUGGUACCACCGCCUUGUCUUUAAUUUCAUAAAUAUGGCAGUGGUGACAUGUUGGCUCAUCUACAGACGGGAUUGUGCUGACAAUGGAAUGGCGAGAAGUGACCACAUGUGCCUUUAUGCCUUCAAGUCCCUAAUUGAACACAGUCUGUGCAAAUCCAAAAAAGAUGCCAGGAAGAGAGGGCGAACCAGUGGUGGGAUUUCCUAA
Myxocyprinus asiaticus (Chinese sucker) is the source of this 1545-nucleotide messenger RNA. RefSeq names its product piggyBac transposable element-derived protein 2-like. The coding region runs from base 1 to 1545 and encodes 514 amino acids. The transcript is spliced from 2 exons. The record is from RefSeq and is a predicted model, not a curated record. Lineage: Eukaryota; Metazoa; Chordata; Actinopteri; Cypriniformes; Catostomidae.